CACAUUUCCAACGAUGCUUUUUGUAGGAAAAUCACGAGAUUCAGGUAAUUUAUAGUUUAUAUUUAUAAAAAUUUUGGGAAAUUUUUGGAAUUUAGAAAAAUAUUUUGAAGAAAUGGCGAAAAUUUAAGAUAUGCGGAAAAAUUUUUGGCUUCACGGAAAAUUUUUGUAUGUCCGGAAAAAAUUUUUGACCCCUAAAAUGGUACACUGACCGAAAUUUUUUUGGCGACGGGGGGGGGGAGGUCGCCAAAAAAUUUUGCAGUGAAAAAAAAUAUUUCAGUAAAGGUGCCCUUGGUGUGCGUCCGCCCCCCUUUGCCCUAUUAUCGUUCCAGCGUCCCUGGCUAUCCAGCUUCCUUGUUGCGAUUGGCAUGAUGAUAAAUUAAGUAAAUCCAAUUAACUCAACUACAUCUGUGAUAUAUCGUGAUGGGCAUGUCCCGGCGUAUAGCAUAGAUGUGUGCGUCACGUCCUGAUUAUAGUUGGCACCUUAUGUCCAUUUAAUACAUGAUUUCAAUUGAUGUCCAAAACUUGAAAUUUUUAACCACUUCCUGAAACAGUAUACAUAUGUUUUUAUAUUUUAGCAAUGAAUGGUUUCGAUUUCAUAUCAGUUUAUCUUUUGAUAACGUUCCUCGCUUUUUGGAUUGAUGGCUUAUCACGUAAGUUAUUCGCAUCAGAAAUUAAACUGGAUUUUUCGUAUAGUAUACAGUAGGAAAUAAAGGAUUACACUAGACUUACUUCAAUUUCCUUGUUUUAUGAACAUAUGCACGUUUACAUAUUUGGCAAAACUUACAAUCAUAAGUUAUAAUCAUUUUUAAUCAGUGAUGUACCGAUAUGGAAUUUACCGAUAUUCAUGCAAGGGUCGAUAUUGGCCGAUACCGAUGUUUUAUUUUACUGUAGAAACUUCAUCAUAAAUAACUAUAAGUUGAGACUGGCCAUGCAUGCAUUAUCUUUGAAGAUGCCUAUAUGCACUAUUUACCAAAUAAGCGGCCGUGUUGUACAGGGUGUAUCAAAAAAAGCGCAAUCCUCAAUUGAAAUGUAAAUUGCUAAACAAAUAAUAGACGAAAACGUUAAAGUUUACAUUCAUUUUAAAGCGUAGCCAUUGAGCUUUCUAACAGUGGGUUGUUUCUUAAAUUUGACUCAUUGGUUCGCGGCUAAUAAUACUUUACGUUAUUGCGAUUGGAGAUUAAAAAAAUUGAGAUGGAAUAACAAAUCGUUCUCAUGAAAAUAACUGAUUUUUUCCAUUAAAACAAAAAAAUGUUGCAUUUUAUUAAAUGGAUUGUAACAAUAAGUAUAAUUACGGCUUUCCUUCCACUAUUUUUAACUCAGUUUUAAACUUAAAAUGCGAUAUAAUGUUGGCUUGGACCAUCUAAGCUGACUGACAUCAACUUGCUAUAAUUUCUGUUUACAUUACAUCGCAAUUCGAUGACACUCUGGCUCAGACACCAGAAUGUUUUGACGAUUUUUAGCAUUCGUUUAGGAUUUUAAUUUGUUCUUACGUGGUUUUCCAGAUGUAGUGACGACAACAUUAAAGUUUAAAGAAGAAAAUUCUAACAUUUAAACCGACUAAACUAUAACAUAGUAAACUUGCAUAAUUAAACAGCAACUAAAAAUGAUAGGUUUUACUAAAUCUUUUCCUGUGCAAUUAUUACUAGCAUUGGAGACAAGGAUAAUAGUUUGUUUGAAAGAGAAAAGAACAGGCUUUGAAGUAAGCCUAAAAGCGUUUAACUGGAAAUAGUAUUUCGAAAGUUAUUAAGCAUAAAAGAUGAAUUGCGUUUAUUUUGAUACACCCUGUAUACAAACUCAAGCCGAAGGAAAUGCCUUGUGAAACUUCCUGAUUUCUGAAACUUCCUGAGACAUUCGUAUUUUUUCAACAAUUUAAACUGAAUGAAUGGUGAGAAAAUUGAAGUUAAAGUUUAUGUAAAUUAACAUGAUUUUGUAUCAGAUGUACAAACGCCUUGACGGUCAUGCAUGAUUUCGUUUGUGUUAUCUUCAUGAAAUAUUAAUGAGUUUCACAGAAUUAUAUUGAAUUUAUAUAUUGAACAUUCGGGUUGUGUUCAGUACACCCCAAUUGGAAUCCCAAAUCAUAUACUUAAAAUAUUUAAAAUAUAUUGUAGAAAUUUUUUAUAAUAAAAUACCAAUAAUAUCGGCAACAAAAACCCCAAUACCGAUAUAAUAAUUAUGAAUUACCGAUAUCCGAUAUGCCGAUAUGGAUAUACAGCUAUUUCAAUUAAGGUUGCCCCCCAAGGCCGAGCAAAGCGGAAAAGUCGAAUACGAGCGCGAAAGGCUGCUGGGAAUCGCUAAUAAAUUCAUUCAUAUAAAUAUGCUCGUAUUCGACUUUUCCGCUUUGCUCGGGGGACAACCUUAAUUGAAAUAGCUGUAUAUUAUUAUAUAUUUAUAUCCCAUGAAGUUGCUCUCACCAAGGCAUGUGGUACAACACGGUGACUCAACGCAUCCAGACAUGCCCAGAGCGUAAUGGGGCCAGGGUGCUCAAACGACCACAAGGGAAGUGAGCUUUGCAUUAGCGCUAAUAGACACCCAUUAACAACUCCGCAGAGUGCUCAAUGCAUUACUGUUUUUAAUUAAUACCAAAUAUUUCCUUUGGCUUUUUAUUCUAGACGAGCUACCUCCGGAAAAAUGUCGCUUGUUCUUUCUCAAUGCAACUGCAAAAUAUCAUGAAGAAAACAAACCACCCACCAUGGAAGAUCUAAAAAAAAUCAUCCCAAUUUUAAUCGUUCCGUACGAUUUAUCAACCCCGAAAUUCAGAUGCAAUGAAACUACAGUGACUUUACAAAACGUUACAUUCACCUCAAGUCGCGCGCUUAAUGAGACAAGACUUGAUCUGGUAUUCAAAAUCGAACCCAAAAAAAAUUUGACAAAACAUUGGGCAUAUUUAUGUGCAGAAAACAUGUUAGAUCAAGGUUCCGACAAAUUUCGUGAGGUUGAAAGAUUCUUAAGACUUCGCAAUGACGAUAUGUCGGCACCGUUCUACGUGGUAGAUCAGAAAGCGUGUUGUGAAGAUCAACAUCUAUACUACGAACCGUGCUGUAGGAAGGAAUAUACCCUGAGAAACCUAACAUGUGGUAAGUAAGGGCCUGUUCAUAUGAGUUGUUGAAGUUGUUGAAGGCAGGGUUAAUCCGUACAUCAUGGUGUAAGGAAGAGUCAAAUUCCAGGACUUUUCAAGGACAUUCGAGGCCAUGUAUCAGCAAAUUCAACUAUUCAUGGACCAAAUACUGAAGAGUAAGGCGUUAGAAAUCAGUAAAAUGUGACGUUGAAUUGUUCAAAAAGGGCGCAACUUUAAUGAAUUUCAAACAGCUUUAUCAGAUAUGAAAAUGCCAAGCAAUUCAACAAAAUGUCCGUUUUGAAUGUCAAACAAUUUCAGAAAAUGUCCAUGAACUAAAGAAAGAAGAAUUUAAGGAAAUUCAAGCAUAUUCAAGACCUUCGUUUCUUUUGGCUUAUCUCAUUUAGUUAAUAUCAUGAAAUAGUAGACAGUGGUCAACUAGAAAGCUAUGCUCCUUUGACCACUGUGCACUAACACUAUAUUGAUUUUAUCUUCCUUUUUCUUUUCGUUCUAUGAUCUAUUCCAUAAUUGCUUGUAAUUAAUCUAAUGAAAUAGUGCCGUUAAAGCCUCUUGAAUCUUGAAUUUUUGUUUUUAAAUUCAAGGACAUUUAAGGACUUUCAAGUUUUGUACGAACCCUAUAUCAUUUCUACAUUUUCAGUCAAAGAUCUUGAAAGGGAAAACGACAGUCAAAAAGGUGAUGUAGCGAAGAUGGAAAGAGAGACUGGCCGGGACAAUUGCGAACCAAGUAAAUACUUUUAUUAUAUAUAGAUACUGAGUUUUACGAAUUGAUUCACGUAUUUUAAUGAAAGGAAAAUCUCAGUAUCUAUAAUAUAAACAAAUUUGUUCUUGGGAAGUGCUUUUGUAUCGUAGGUUUUCACAAAACUCGCUCGCUCAUUGCAAUCAUAUGCUAUGCGUCAGCACUUUCCAUGGACAAAUAACCAUGGACAAGUAACCCAGCGGGCAAAAUGACGUUUAUCCAACGUUGAAUCAACGUUGGAAAUGAUCUUCCAGACGUUGGAUAAACGUUGAAAAAGGGUUGACUAUGCAAAUUGGAUCGACGUUACUGUUUCGACGUUGAAACAACGUUGAAAUUAGGUUGCCAAUCUCGUCAACCAUAAUUCAACGUUGAAUUCACGUUAAAACAACGUUGAGAUUGGUUCACAAAUCGACGUCGUACAUUUAACCAUGAAUGAACGUUAAUUCAACGUCUGCUGGCUGCUGUUGAACCAAUGUUUGUAAAACAACGUCAGAGCAACGUAGAUAUUAGGUUGUCGACGUCGCAACCUUUUUCUACCAAAUUUCAACGCUGAAACAACGUCGUGUGCCCGGUUAACUAACCAAUAACAAGCCUGAACAAUAUUUUUCUCUUUCUAACUAUACAGGCUGGCAAAAACCCAACUGAAUCUCAUUUUGCUUUUUCCAGGUGGUCCGCUCUCUGUCGGUAUUAUCAUUAUCAUCAUAUGUGCCAGUUUGAUUUUGUUUGUCACCAUUAUCUUGGUCGGAUUGAGAGUUUGGAAACAUAAACAUCGUCCUAACAGAAGUGGAUAUGACGAUGUGCCCGAUGUGAUAACUACAGAAGGACAGUCUGAAGAACGAAGGGUAUGAAAAAACGAACUCAGUAAAGGACAAAGACUUUGCUAUUAAGAUCUAUUUAGUUGGAAGAAGCACUUCUAUAGUUUGGCUUUACCAAACACUGGAGACUAUAGCCAGUUUUCCACCUAUCGUAACGUAACGUACCGUAGCAUUUUCUUUUUUGUCGAAGUCAUUAGUUCCACUCUAGCGCUCAGGAAACAAAGAGAUACGCUACGUUUCGUUACGAUUGAAGUGGAAUUGUGGAAAACUGGCUUAUAGGUUCUCCUUCCAGGAUCGAAAAACACUAUGGCCUCUACUGAAUCUCUAGUGAUAGCAAUUUAGAAUGUAUAGAGGUUUCUAGUACAAAUUCAUGAAGUAGUCUUUGUUUAGCCCCCCCCCCCUCCCCCCGUAGUACACUCUAAAAACACUCCAGGUAAAAUACCUGGUUGAAUCUCGUGGGUAACCUUAAAAAUAACCCUAUUUGGAUUAACUUAAUAUUCCUGGUCAAUUUUCUUGGACUUUCCGGUUAUUAAAUUAACCAGGGACGUCGCUACCGAGUAACAACCCCAAUAAUUCAAAACGUUGGUCAAAGUUUGUCAAAAUGGAAAAUAUUUGCUUCAAAUUGAAGGUCAAAGUUGGUAAAAUUUGGUCAAAGUUUGAGGAGAUAAAAGAUGGUCAAAGUUGCUCAAAGUUAUGAAAUCGUUCACAAUUUUAACAAUUUCUAAGCUUUGGUUAUGUUUGCGUUGAAAAGUUGCAAUCCUUGGUUAUUUCGGUCGAAAAAAUAUUGAAGAUUUGCUUAUGUUAAUCCGGAAAAUUUUUUUGCACCUCCCUCCCCCGCCGACAACGUUUUCGGGAACAUUUCCACGACUUGGUCGAAAUUCUAGGAAAAAGUAGUCAAAACAUAGCGAUCCCCCCCCGAAUGUUGAUGCCUUCGCGACGUCCCUGAAAUUAAUCAGACUAUGUUAGAUCGAUAAAUAACCAGGGUCCCUUGCAAACGUUAACCAGAGUGUUUUUAGAAACUGUGUACCGGUAAUACCACAGUAUUUUUAUAAAAUAAGAAAUGGCGUUUACCUGGAUUUCUAUAUAUAGCGAAAAUAUUGUGACUGGAUUUAUGACAUUAGGAAAAAUAGAGUGAUCAACGUUUGUUGAUUUGCCCAUCUAGCAAUCCAAAUAAACCAAUGAUGAUAUGACUAUUUUUCUAAUCUUUCAUGAUAUAGGACACUGGUGAAUCCACCUCUGGUCAAAAUGUUGCUGUACCGGUCAAAGAAGAAACCAUAGAUGGCUAUAUGAGAAUGCAAAAUUUGAGCCAAACAAACCUCAUAGAACGAAACACCAGACCAACCAGCAUCACCACCACCACUACCAACAACAACAACAAUAACCACAACACCCGCACCUCCAGCAACAACGAGAGUGGUCAGAAUUCUCCACUACGCUCAAAGUCCCCAAACCGUCCUAUAUCCCGCGCAGAAAUGCUGUUCAAUUUUGACAAACACAUCCCUAUUGAGGCAAUAGAUUUCACAAACAAGAUGCUUGGACGAGGACAGUUUGGUCAGGUGGAAUUGGCUUACGCAACAAUUAGUGGAAUCAGAAAGAAAUGCGCUGUGAAGAUGAUACGUGGUAGGCUUGCCAUCAAUAACUUCGAGCGGACGAUUAUAUACAAUUUUCAGACUUAACCGGAGCAGUUGCCAUAUAUGCAACUAUAGGUCCUCUGGUAGGAAUCGAACGUACGACCCUGCGAUUCCGGUGCAGAGCUCUAACCAACUGAGCUACAGAGUCCAGUUGUCGAGCCGUAACCACAAGUUUGAUCUGAAAAUCGUUUAUACUCUUCCGCUCUCCAAAAACCUUCAACUGUUAAUUCUAUCGAGGGAGAUGCGCAAAGCUUGAUAUUACCCUUCAAAAUCUAGAGAUUUCCCUUUGUUUUAAUUUGUGCUAGUGUUAAAAUGCCACUUCGAACCUCAUUAAUAAUUCAUGAGGAAAACACAAAGUAAAAUCAUAAGCGCGCGUGUCGUAUCUUUAUAGGUGAUAGAGAUUUCCCUUGAUUUACAUAAACUUUAACUUUGAUUUUCUCGACUUACAUAACGUAUUUUUUGAAAAUUACUUCGCCAAUGAACUAAUUACUAGAUCGAUCGUUUUUGAAGCAAUUUAAAACAUUCGCAGUGCGUGUUUUAUCAGACCUAAGAAUACUCGGCUUCGCCUCGUAUCUUUAUAUCUGAUAAAACACUGCUGCUCAUGUUUUAAAUAUAUAGUGCAUCAAUAACUUUCAGCACGUGUUUGUAUAUCUGUUAUAGUACUGACGCUGUAUAUAUUGUAUAUAAGUAUAUUACAUAAGCCAUAAUUAAGCUAUCCAAACAUGCUCUGCAUUCGAGAAUACAAAAUAUUAAGUAAACAGUUUAUGACGUGUUGCGGAUUAGUUGUUGCGCGGUUUUCUUGAUUUUUGGUAUAAUUGUACUGCUUAUUAUUAUCAUUUAAUUUUAUCAUUCAGGCAGGGGAACAGUGGAGGAUGAACGGGAACUAUUUGAAGAACUCCAGAUGCUCUACCAGAUCCCUUAUCAUCCCAAUGUGGUCAGUUUGCUUGGAGGAUGUAUGGAUGAAAAUAGUAUGUUUCCGUUUCCUUCAUUUUGAAGUAAUUGUAAAGUAGCUUAGUAUUUAUAAUGUAUUAAGAUAAAUCUAAAUACUUUCCUAUGAAUGUUACAAAUAUAUAUUCAAAUCAAAUAUAUAGAAAGAUAUAUAGAGAACCAAAUAAUAAGAAUCAUCAUGAAAAAUGGCGUUUGGUUUUUGUGAUGUUGUGUUGUUUUUGUGCAUUGUUCGUCGUCCUCGUUGCUGUUGCUGCUGUUGUUGUUGCUGUUGCUGUUGCUGUUGUUGUUGUUGCUGUAGCUGUUGUUGUUGCUGUUGUUGUUGUUGUUGUUGUUGUUGUUGUUGUUGCUGUUGUUGUUGCUGUUGUUCCUGUUGUUGCUGUUGUUGUUGUUGUUGCUGUUGCUGUUGUUGCUGUAGUUGUUGUUGCUGUAGCUGUUGUUGUUGUUGUUGUUGUUGUUGCUGCUGUUGUUGCGGUUGUUGUUGCUGUUGUUGUUGUUGUUGUUGUUGUUGCUACUGUUGUUGUUGCUGUUUCUGUUGUUGUUGCUGCUGCUGUUGUUGUUGUUUUUCUUGUUGCUGCUGCUGUUGUUGCUGCUGUUGCCGUCGUGAUCGCUGACGUUGUUGUCGUACAGUAGUUGUCGUUGCUGUCAUAGUUGUUGUCGUCGUUGUUGCUGCUGCCGUUGUUGUUGUGGUCAUCGUAUCCAUGUGUCAUUGUCGUUGUUGUUUGUUGCUAUAUAUUGUUGCUGUUGUCAUUGUUGUUUGUUCGCCAUAAAUAUUAAAUUACUUUCCACUCACCUAAUUUUAACACGUCUUUCUGAACAAUCAAGGUCCCCUGUACGUUGUGGUCGAAUACUGUGCCAACGGUAGCCUUCUAAAAUAUCUACAGAAGAACAGAGACAGUUCAAAUGCUUAUGUGAAUGUCAGCGGACCAAAGUUGGACUUUCGUUGGAAAUUACAAAGAGCUAUAGAGAUUUGUACGGGAAUGAUUUUCCUUGGACAGAGACAGGUUGGUAAUAUUUUGAAGCCAUAAUUUGGUUGGCAACUCGUGACUAUUAAUCGAUAAUAAUUAUGUAGCGUAUAUAUUUAACUAUUCUAGAUCAUUCAUCGUGACUUGGCUGCGAGAAAUAUUCUUCUCGAUGAAAAUGAAGUGGCUAAGAUUUCCGAUUUUGGAAUGGCGAAAGAUGUUUACCUAAGGGGACUGUAUGUCAAAGAAACUGCGGUAAUGCUUCUUUAUUUACUGUAUACUAAUUCUAAAUAGUUAGAUAAUGGAGCAGAUUGGUGAAAAUUAAAGAACAAUUGUGCAUUUGAGAUGAUAAAAACACACAACUUGACCUAAUGUUAGGUAUACCCUAAGGACAUAGUUUGGCUUUAAUAGGGGCAUUACAUAUGUUGCCACAAAAUUUGGGUUUUCCUACCAUUCACCUACUGUAUUUACCAUCUUAUAAAAAAGUGAAAUUCAAAAGUUCACUUUUAUAAGGUUAAACCUGCUAAACAACCGUAUUCUGUAGCCCCUUUUUCCCCCAUUUUGUGGUUUUUGACCGUUAAUAACUAGGGAUACAGUUCGAUGUAAACUUAAUGCGUAUUUAGCAUAACAGAUAACUUAAUUCCUCGCAAGCCAGGCUCUCCACUUCAGCUUCCCUUCCAAACACGCUCGGCCGAGGUAUGUGGUCUCCGAAUGCUCUCUAUUUAUAUAUGUAUUUAUAUAUUCAAUUCAAGUCUUGCAGUCUCGCGGGAGUAUUACGUCACGCUAGGACAUCAUCGCCCGAUUUGGGUGGCAUCUAUAGGACAGCAACGGAUGCCACAGUCACAGAAUAAGAAGGACAGCAGAAGUCUAACUCAAGCAAGUAUUUGUCCGCGUUUUUACAAGCAAUUCGUCAUCAAUCACACCAUCCUGGCUAGUACAACCGGCACUUUGUACCUACCAAAACCUGAUUUAAACGUCCGGUUGUACUAGCCAGGAUGGCGUGAGCGAAUUAAAAUUUUCGUGUACGUAAAACAAUAAGGGAACCGACUCGAGUUACACUUCUGCUCUACCUUCUUAUUCUUGUACCACAGUUGUCCGAAUUCGCCAGAACAAAAUGUUUUGCUCAAUCAUUUGCCACCCAAAAUGGCCAAAGUCAAGCAAUUACGUCAAAUUAUGUGUCGUUACGUUACUUACAAGGGCUGAAUAUAAACCAGGCUUAUAUAGGGCCCUUAUAAAAAGUACCGUCACGUAGGAUGUGAUAUCAAGUUUGUUCAAAUGAGCAGUAAUGGGGAUGAUGAGCAUGAAGCCUGGAGUUUACAGUUACUCCAACUUUGAAUGAAACUUCGAAGCAGCUCGCUUCGCGACUCCUGUAAACGCUCAACAGUCAAUCACAAAAGGACCGACGUGGGAAAAAUGUUGACCGCUCCACAAUGGUAAUUCUAUACGUAAUGACAUGCAGGAUUGUUUCAAUACAAUACUAAAUAUCGCAUAGUUUUUCUCCUGUUUUCUUAUGUAGUGACACUGAACGAAUACGGUGUAUUACGCCUAGAGCUAUUCUAUACUGUAUAAUCUUGAACAUGCAUGCAGCUUCGGAUUGAUAGGGAUACAACUACCUGAAAAAUACAAGGACAGCUAUAUAGAGCUGUUCUGUACAAGUAAAAUUAGUUCAGUUUGUUUUAGUUUAUCAGUUUGUUAAUUUUUGGAGACUCCAUGUUAGAAUGCCUGUCGACACGUUCUUGUAAACAAUGUCAAUGAUCAAGCGAAAGUCAAUAUAACGACAAUAUUAUAUUAUUGACGAGACGUAAUUUGCAUCAGAAGUGUUUAUAUUAAAUGUCCAUACAUUAUGGUAACUUUAAAGUUGAAUUAUUGCUCCUAAAAUAGUCAUCUGUUUCAGAAGAAAUUGUCUGAUUUCCAAAAUUUGGUAAAAUACUCGUCUAUAGACAAACAGUCUUCAACAAGACAAAGAGUCUUCAACAAGCUUCCGCAUGUUUGGCAACUGAUAAUUAUUUCAUCUUUACCAAAACUCUAAAACUCGGAAAUACAUACUUUAAUGCAAAAGUCGUGUCUUAAUAGAACCCACAUAAAACUCCUCCCCUGAAUUCUUCUUUAAGGGCAUGCUAUUAUUUACACUUUAUUUCACAAACAUGCGGUGUUCUUGAACUUUGCCGCAAAUAUACAUAACAGGAUAUACUUAUACCCAGACAAUACGCUUAUAUUACCUAAUUAUAUAUGACUCAUUGUAUUGAGGUCGGCGCACCCAUGGCCACACCGCGAAAUAAAAAAUUUAAAAAAAUGGUAACUAUUAAUGGUUGUGUGAAAUAAUUGUGGGCUUAAAAUCUUGAAUAUUCUAUUAUUACACUGCAAAAAUUGAUUAAAAAACGUGAGCAAAAUAUAACCACAGUGACCAUGACUUUAAAAUAUUGCGUAGAUUUCUUAGAUUUAUUAGCACAUUUACUCAUUUUUUUUGUGAAUUAAAAUCUGUACUCAAACAAUUGAGUAAAUUGAAACUUUACUAAACGAAUUGAGAAAAUUUGCUCAUAAAUCUGAGUAAUUUUAUACUCAUGAAAUUUUUUGUCUUUGAGUCAAAAUACUCAGCAAACUUUUUGCAGUGUAAAAUAAUAUAAUUCACAAUUUAACAUUAUUUUUAAUUAAUUUAUAUAUUUUCAUUUCUAGGGAUUUCUACCAGUGAGAUGGAUGGCAAUUGAAGCGAUUGAGUCAUCAAUUUACACAAUCAAAAGUGAUAUGUAGGUUACAGUGUUUUUGCUUUUUGCAUACCAAUCAGAAUGUUCCCACAUUUAAUUAGAGGAACAUCCCUUAAUGAGGGUAUUUGGCUGGGAGCUAGGCUGAAACGUUUAUAAAAGGCUGAUUAAGGUUCGGAAGGAAAAUUUUCGAAAUCAGCGCUCCCCAUUGCGUCUUUGAAUUAUUAUUAUUAUUUAUUAUUAUUAAACUGGUUUAAAAUAUCGCAUACAAUAACACAAAGCUAAAAUACUAUGCAAUUUACAAAGAUUAGUUACUAGAUAAAACAUCAUCCAUUGUUACUAGAGUUAAAAGUGUCUACAGCAUACGGUAUUGGACUGAAUUUAAAUCUAUUUGUUCUACUAUUAAAAUUAUAAAAAAGAUCUUUAUUAGAUCUGGUAUUUCCUGUUAUUAUCUGACACUUCCUUGGUGGGAGCAAGUGGUGAAGUUUGUGCUCUUCUUCUGAUAAAUCACUAACCAAGUUUAUACAAUGAUCUCUCCUUCGUUCUUCCAAUCUGGUAAUUUCAUUGACUGAAUUGAAUUGGUAUUUUUUAGUACCACUUCCCUUUCUCUGUCUACAUACUGUAUACUGAAACAAAGGUCUCUCAAUAGAGACCAAUUCGACAAAAUACACGGUUCAGUAUUUUGGUCAAAAAUUUGAGUAAAAUUAUCCACCCACGCGUGCAGUGACUCGAAAUUUUGAGGAAAAGAUACAUUUCCUCAAUGUUUUGAGUAAAGUUUCAAAUUUACUCAAUGUUUUAAGUAAAGAUUUACUUCCUGGCAGCAAAAUCCAAAAACAAAACUUUCCUGUCUAAGUGAAAUGUAGAACUUCCUGCAUAUCUGAGAUUUCAGAGAACGUAUGGUGCCUCGCAGUAUAGCCUAAUAAAUUUCAAUAAUCGACUUGCAAAAUGCUUUUGUAAACAAUAAGUAAAUGAUAUGGCAUCCCAGCAAUGCAUAUAAGAUGAUAAAAAUUUUCGACAAGAUGUAAGAAGAUUUGCUGUGAAGAUAUUUUGUUAAAAAAUUCCUGGCAACGGUGCUGCCGGACACUGUGGCUGCAUACUCAAGUUUUUGAGUAAAAAUUUUGGCAGUCUGGUUUCGACGUCAAUAUUUUUUUACUUUAUACCAAUAGGUGGUCGUUUGGCAUAUUGCUGUGGGAGUUGUACAUGGACGGUAAGUUUGAUGUUUUGAUUCCUCCUCAUCCCGGAAUUUGAUCCCUUAUAUAACAAUAUUUAACUUAUAUGAAAUAGCAAUAACAAUAUUAAUAAUAUACAUGCAUAAAGAUAUUACUCGACUGUGAUUGGUUGAUUUCAGUGCAGUUAAUCCCAAACAGCAGUGCAAUUUUCUGUAAUCACAGUGCAAUUUUCUGUAAUUACAGUGCAAUUUUUUGUAAUCACAGUGCAAUUUUCUGUAAUCACAGUGCAAAAAGCUGUAACAAACUGAUCUGAUUGGUGGAAAAACAUUGUGAUGAUUAAAUCAACCAAUCAGUUUAAAGCAAUUUAGUUUAAAGAAUUAGUAAAGGUCAUAGAUUGCUUCAAAACAAAACAAACAUGGCGCCGCGCUACACAAAGUAAAAGUUGCCUUCGCGUGGAAAAUAUGCCUUUUAUCUUUAUUUUUAAAUGCAAAAGCAUUUACCGUAAACAAGACUAGCAAAAAUUACAUAGUUGAGUGGAAUUUUCAAGCUGUUAGCGUUGUAUAAUUAUGUGAUAUAACAAAGCCAGGAAAACUUUGCCAGUGGAAUGUUCGCUAUAAACGCGUAAGUUAAAACUAGAUUCUCGAACGUUUUUAUGUAAAUUAUUAAUAAGUAUAAUAGGUUUUGUUUGUGGAAACACCACGUAAAUUUAUUACUGCAGUAAUAAAUUUACGUGGUGUUUCCACAAACAAAACCUAUUAUAUUUUAUCACCAUGCAAACAUACAAAGAACUUAUUAUUAAUAAGUAAUAGCAUGGUUUCUCGUGAAAUUUGGAUAAACAUGCACUCGUGAGUUUUUCAAAGACCUCAAAUAGCACUCGUCCUUCGGACUCGUGCUAUUUUGAGGUCUUUGAAAAACACACUCGUGCAUGUUAUACCCAAAUUGCACUCGAAACCAUGCUAUUACCUAUACUUAACAAUAACAAUAUUAACAAUAUUUAAUAACAAUAUUUAAUAAUAACAAUAUUUAACUUUAUAUGCUUUGACCAGUGAAAAAGGCUGCACUAUUUAGUCUACCGGUCGUGCAGAAUGGCGGUAUAUCCUUCAUCUGACUGAUGAUCCAUUUUUUAUUUAGGACAUAAUCCCUAUCCAGGAAUUACUGAUGGUAGUGAACUGCUCGAGAAAUAUCUAAAGAAAGGCUUCAGGAUGGCACAGCCUGAGAACUGCCCCGAUUCAUUGUAAGUUGUUUUUCAUAUGUUAUAGAUGAGAAUAUAUUAUUUCGUUUAAAUAAUAUCAAUAUAAAUAAAUGCUAGCAUUAAAUUAAUACCUGUAGUUAUCAGUUAAUGGAAAGAUGUUGGUUGAUAAAGCCCGAGGAUCGACCACAAUUUACGCAAGCCUUGCGGGAAUUGGAAAUUAUCAAAGAAGAGGAAAUGGUUAGUUUAAUUUUGCAUUUGUUUAUGUGUUUUUUCCGAAUUAAUCUGCUUUAUAAAUAGUUCUUAAUUAUGCUUGAGUCACAAUAUUUUUCUUUUUCCUUUAAUUCUCUUAAUCACGAAAUUCCACCAAUAAAUCAACGAGUUUGCCGACUAUAUUUUGAAAUGAUCAUGUAAAUUGAACUGGUUCAUCUUAGCUUUCAAUUUGUGCUGAUCCGUGAUUUAGUAUACAUUUUAACCUAUUUUCAGCGAAGAGAAUCAGAGGCCAGCAAGAUCACAGAGGUUAGUGAUGCCGAUGACGUACCAGUGUUUGACGACGAACCACAGGAAACCCAUGUAUUACCACCACAGAAAGAAACACAAACGUCGGAAGAAGACGAAAAGAUACCCCAAAAAGAAGAUACAGAAGUCAGAGUGAACGAAAGCGAGACUGACCCAAUAGAAAUUGGUGUAGUAAACCGCGGGCGCAGUAGUAUUGACAGCGGUGCUAAUGUUGAACUACCGUGCACCUUGAGAAAGAACUCGGUCGAGCAAACAAGUUAUUGUUAAAUAUUUAUACCGUAGUUGAUCAGGAUUUGGUCUGAAAACUCGGCAAACAAUGUCUUUGUUCGAUAUUUUGGUUCAUAUUUAUGCGAAGUUUUGUACAGUGAAGUGAUUUCGUUGAGUCACCGAACUCGUUGAAAUAUUUCGAGGAGAUUUUUUUGUAGGUCAUGUAACACUCAUAAUUAUUUCAUAUAAAAGACGCUUUGAAGCUUGUCGAGUUUCCAGAUCAUAUCGCCGUGUUGGUUAUGAUGAUACCGAGAGCGGGGGCUGGUCCCACGCGAAUAUUAUUUGAUAACUUUAUCAUAGUUCAGUUUGUAAUUUGAAACCGCUGAUUGGGACCAAUCAAAGUUUAAUCGCUAGGAAAUCCAUCAACGCCUUUUUCAAAUAAUAAACGUUUUAAUUUAUAUAUCUAACUUACCUAACGCAAGAAUAAAUUGAAGAGGAAUGAUAUGUGUUUGAUUUCAAGGGUAUAAUAGUAUGGUAAAAAUCUAUAUUAAAUUUUGAACACAUUAUAAUGCAUAACUGUAUAAAUUAUAUACAGUAGGUAAUAGGAUGGUUUCGAGGGCAAUUUGAGAAAACAACAUGUACGAGUGAGUUUUUCAAAGAAUUAAAGUUCAAAAUUUGACGUCUUCUGAAAACCUCACGAAAAUAAAUAUACUACUUAUUAAUAGUUUACAUGAAAAAAUAUGCAGCAAUAUAUUCAUGGUCAUUUGCAUACUGCACGAAAUAUGCGUGUGAGAUCAUUUCAAUGACGUGUUAAAAGACCAUUUUUUUAUUGCACUGCAAUGAAAAUUCAAAAUAACUUUGCUUUUUUCCGAG
Molecule: messenger RNA, 14818 nt
Organism: Paramuricea clavata
Lineage: Eukaryota; Metazoa; Cnidaria; Anthozoa; Malacalcyonacea; Plexauridae
Source: the annotation of a GenBank genome assembly